AUGGCUUCCACAACACGCGCCAUCCGGCCAGCCUUUUGCAAGCUGCCGAAGUCGAUUGCACGACCCAAUGUCUCACAGCGGUCACUGUAUCACUCAUAUGAGCACGCCCAACCAGCGCCGUACCCGCCUGCAGAGUCGGCCAUUCUCUCUGCCGCGCUCUCACAUGUCCCAACCAAUGGCUUUACCAACACUGCCCUGCAGCUCGGCGCUCGCGAUGCCGGCUAUCUUGACGUCUCUACGAAUCUCUUCCCGCGCGGACCCUUCGACCUGAUACAGUAUCAUCUGGUCACCCGACGGCUGGCGCUCCUCGAUAGCGUGCAGUUCCCCGAGGACAACGACAAGCGGCUGGGGAUCGGAGCGAAGGUCAGGUUGUUGACACUGGAAAGGCUUCGGGCAAAUGCACCCGUUGUGCACCGAUGGCAAGAGGCCCUCGCCAUCAUGGCCCAACCUUCAUACGUACCCGAGUCGCUCAAGGAGCUUGCGAAGCUUUCUGAUGAGAUCUGGUUCGUCGCCGGCGACACCAGCGUUGACAGCAGUUGGUAUACCAAGCGCGCAAGCUUGUCGGCAGUCUAUUCAGCGUCGGAGGUCUUCAUGACCCAAGACCAGUCUACGGACUACAAGGACACUGAGAGGUUUCUGGACUCGCGGCUGGAGGACUUGAGGAAGUUUGGAGGGGCUACCAGCGCGCUCUCGGAGUGGCUUGACUACACCGGGCAUUCCGUGGUGAACGUGCUGAGGAGCAAGGGCAUGCGUAUCUAG
Diplodia corticola is the source of this 759-nucleotide messenger RNA. RefSeq names its product ubiquinone biosynthesis protein coq9. The record is from RefSeq and is a predicted model, not a curated record. Gene Ontology annotation, biological process: ubiquinone biosynthetic process. The transcript is spliced from 2 exons. Bases 1 to 759 code for a protein of 252 amino acids. Gene Ontology annotation, cellular component: mitochondrial inner membrane. Gene Ontology annotation, molecular function: lipid binding. NCBI's taxonomy places the organism in Eukaryota, Fungi, Ascomycota, Dothideomycetes, Botryosphaeriales, Botryosphaeriaceae.